Molecule: messenger RNA, 2130 nt
Organism: Cercocebus atys (sooty mangabey)
Lineage: Eukaryota; Metazoa; Chordata; Mammalia; Primates; Cercopithecidae
Gene: IL23A
Product: interleukin 23, alpha subunit p19
Exons: 5
Coding region: 1258-1827 (189 amino acids)
Biological process (GO): immune response; positive regulation of T cell proliferation; positive regulation of T-helper 17 cell lineage commitment
Cellular component (GO): interleukin-23 complex; extracellular region
Molecular function (GO): cytokine activity
Source: RefSeq, a predicted model, not a curated record
UAGGGUAAUAAUAGUAUCUACCUUAAAGAGUUGCUGUGAAAAUUAAAUAGUUUAGUACAUGUAAAGUGCUUAGACAAAGUACUUGGCAUUAAGCGAGAGUUGGAUAUAUAUUAGCCAUCAUUAUUAACCACCUGGGGGAACUUCAGCUGAUUUGGAGUCUAGGCAUACAACUGGAAAGGCCUGCCUAGGAGUGUCUUGUGAAUGUGAUUUGCAUAACGGUCUAGGCCCAGCUGACGUCAAGGGCUCCUUAUAGCUCCAGGUCAGUUGUAGCCCUGGAUGUAGUUCCUGCCACUCAACAGUCCCACAAUCUCCCCACCAACCCUGCUUCCUACCCAACUACUGCAGCACCAGGAAGUGAAACAAAGAGGCAGAGCCCUGUGCCUCCAACUCACCCUUGUCCCUCUCAUCCCAUCCCCCAGGCUCUACUUCCUCCUCCUUUUCAUCUUUCUUUCAUCUCUUAUCUUUUAGGGCUCCCAGAAUGGGGACCAGAGAUGGGAAGAGCAAAGGAGACGUUGUACACAAGUAAGGACCAUCCAGUUGAAAAUAAUGCUGUUUCCAACUGAGAAAAAGAAGCCUGUUUAUUCCUAAUAGAGGGCAUCAGGUAGGAAUCAAACUUCAUUGCAAACAGCUCACCAUCCUAUUGGGAGAUGAAUGAAUGUUUCUUUGUUUUGUUUUUUCCUCAAGCAGGAGGAAGUGAGGAAAUUAGGUUUGGGGUGGGGUAGGGGUAUAGCUUUGAGAGGCAAAAAGAUCAGGGAAAGGUCAAACAGGAAGGAACUUGAGACCAGAUUGAUUUAAAUAUUUGUUCUCCCUUCCCCCCUCCAGCCCCAUCCCUGCUGUGCACUCCCCACCGCCCCCCAUCCCCGCCCCUUCUACAGCCAUUUCAAUUCCUGGAGAGCAUUACACAUGUGUCCCAUCCCAGGCCUCUAGCCACAGCAACCACACGACUCAUUUCCCCUGGAACUGAAGCUGCAUACCUGGGCUCCCCACAGAGGGGGAUGAUGCAGGGAGGGGAAUCCCACCUGCUGUGAGUCACCUGCUGGUAUAAAGGGCGGGCCUUACAAUGCAAGGACCUUAAAAGACUCAGAGACAAAGGGAGAAAAACAACAGGAAGCAGCUUACAAAGUCGGUGAACAACUGAGGGAACCAAAUCAGAGACGCACUGAACAGAAUCAGGCUCAAAGCAAGUGGAAGUGGGCAGAGAUUCCACAAGGACUGGUGCAAGGCACAGAGCCAGCCAGAUUUGAGAAGGCAAAAAAGAUGCUGGGGAGCAGAGCUGUAAUGCUGCUGUUGCUGCUGUCCUGGACAGCUCAGGGCAGGGCUGUGCCUGGGGGCAGCAGCCCUGCCUGGGCUCAGUGCCAGCAGCUUUCACAGAAGCUCUGCACACUGGCCUGGAGUGCACAUCCACUAGUGGGACACAUGGAUCUAAGAGAAGAGGGAGAUGAAGAGACUACAAAUGAUGUUCCCCAUAUCCAGUGUGGAGAUGGCUGUGACCCCCAAGGACUCAGGGACAACAGUCAGUUCUGCUUGCAAAGGAUUCGCCAGGGUCUGAUUUUUUACGAGAAGCUACUGGGAUCGGAUAUUUUCACAGGGGAGCCUUCUCUGCUCCCUGAUAGCCCUGUGGGCCAGCUUCAUGCCUCCCUACUGGGCCUCAGCCAACUCCUGCAGCCUGAGGGUCACCACUGGGAGACUCAGCAGAUUCCAAGCCCCAGUCCCAGCCAGCCAUGGCAGCGCCUCCUUCUCCGCUUCAAAAUCCUUCGCAGCCUCCAGGCCUUUGUGGCUGUAGCUGCCCGGGUCUUUGCCCAUGGAGCAGCAACCCUGAGCCCCUAAAGCCAGCAGCUCAAGGAUGGCACUCAGAUCUCCAUGGCCCAGCAAGGCCAAGAUAAAUCUACCACCCCAGGUACCUGUGAGCCAACAGGUUAAUUAGUCCAUUAAUAUUAAUGGGACCUGCAUAUGUUGAAAAUUACCAAUACUGACUGACUUGUGAUGCUGACUUAUAAGGUUGAGUAUUUAUUAGAUGGGAAGGGAAAUUUGGGGAUUAUUUAUCUUCCUGGGGGCAGUUUGGGGAGGAUUAUUUAUUGUAUUUAUAUUGAAUUAUGUACCUUUUUCAAUAAACACUUAUUUUUGUGGCUA